Leptosia nina is the source of this 963-nucleotide messenger RNA. The record is from the annotation of a GenBank genome assembly. Lineage: Eukaryota; Metazoa; Arthropoda; Insecta; Lepidoptera; Pieridae.
AUGUCUGCCAGUUUCGAGAACUCAGCUAUGAAGAGUAGCUUCUCCCUGUCUUCGCUGAAGAGUGCCGCCUACCAGAACGGACUCUGCGAGCAGCUCGAGAGGCCAUACCAUAGUCUCACAAAAAAGAGGAAAGAGCCAUGUCGGGAGGCGUGGCGCCGAAGUUGGGGCUCGGCAGCUAGCGGGGGCAGCGUUGGCGACGACCUCUGGCCUCUGCUGCAGCACCACUACGAGUACAUCAUGGACAACCAGAUCAUAGACAGUUGCAAGGAAGCAAAUGGCGAGUUGCUAUUGAACAACCCGUCCAUACUGCAUAACGGGCCUCGUCUCCUUAACCCAACAUCCAGCUACAACCGCCAGUGGUCCCUGAGUCAACUGAUAGCCGAGUUUACAGAACUCUGUCAAUGGCUCACGCACGUCCAGGAGGAGAUAUAUUCUAGUCCAGAGAACCUUUCUAGUAGGAAACUGAGAAUGAACCGCAUGUCAGAACUGGUGUCAGCUGAGUCGCGUCGUGUAAAGUUCAUAGAGCAAGCCUCCGCCAUCCUCGACAGAAUACCCGAGGCCGGUGCUGAGGUAACUUGGCGCGUGGAACAUCUUAAUGUGAAGUGGGAGAGUCUCCGCUUGCUACUGAGUCCUGAACAGCAGCAACGUGACGGAGACAACUCUGACACUGUUGACACGGCGCAUGAACUUCGCUGUCUUCGUCGUUGGCUUCACGGCAUGGAAGGUCGUUUGCCUCCACCAUCAUUGACCGCCGCUCGCGCUGCACCAUAUCCAGAACUACUGCGAAAACUCCGUGAACACCAGGUGAGAGGUCGCUACGAGCCACCCGCCACGCGCUCUGCCCUCUGCACCCUGAAACGUUCGGAAAUUCUGCCGCCAAUUUUAACUUUCACUUUUCGCCUGGAAGCCCGCCCGCUUUCCUCUUUUGACGCUAUUCAAUCUGAUAAUUACGCCCGUGGCUAA